Molecule: messenger RNA, 2176 nt
Organism: Melanotaenia boesemani (Boeseman's rainbowfish)
Lineage: Eukaryota; Metazoa; Chordata; Actinopteri; Atheriniformes; Melanotaeniidae
Product: serine/threonine-protein kinase Nek6-like
Exons: 10
Coding region: 381-1313 (310 amino acids)
Biological process (GO): protein phosphorylation
Molecular function (GO): protein kinase activity; ATP binding
Source: RefSeq, a predicted model, not a curated record
UUUCAACGUCUCAUAAUUAAAUAGGCGAGUAGAAGGAUGUGUGAUUAUACAGCUUUGAUGAAUACCUGCAGCUCAGGUGUAUCAGGUAUAUUUACAGCCAUCAUUCAGAGGGUGCCCCAUUUCAGGAGUGACGUUUGCGCUACUUUAGAGGAAACGCUGCUCGCAGCUCAUCACCACCACUGAGCAGUUUAUUAGUUUUAUACCAAGUCAGGAAACCGUUGAGCAGCCUGCGUGGCAGCAGGAGUGGUACGACACACCCCUCCACGCACCCGCGGAGAAACUCGGAGAAAAUUGUUCAACCACACGGACUGAUGUAACUACUUCCAUCUGUCUGGAAGCAGGACGGACGGACUCUUCUUCAGCUCUGGGCGUGGACCACUAUGGAGGCCCAGAACAACAACCAACCUGCUUUAGAUAAUCUCAACAAUCUGUGCAAGCUGCCUAAUCAGGUCGAUCAGAAAAAUGUGGCAAGUCGUAAGUACUACUGUACCAUGGCAAACUUCCACAUUGAGAAGAAGAUUGGUCGGGGUCAGUUCAGUGAGGUGUAUAAGGCCACAUACCUGCUGGAAGCGCAGUUGGUUGCACUAAAGAAAGUCCAGCAGAUCUUUGAGAAGAUGGACGCUAAAGCUUGUCAGGACUGCAUCAAAGAGAUCGACCUACUGAAGCAGCUGAAUCAUCCCAACGUGAUCAAGUACCUCGACUCCUUUAUCGAAGACAACGAGCUCAACAUCGUUCUGGAGCUGGCUGAUGCUGGAGAUCUGUCCCAGAUGAUAAAGUACUUCAAGAAGAAGAGGCGACUUAUCCCGGAGAGAACAGUGUGGAAAUAUUUUGUGCAGCUGUGCAGUGCUCUGGAGCACAUGCAUUCCCGUAGAAUAAUGCAUCGCGAUAUCAAGCCAGCCAAUGUGUUCAUAACAGCUGCAGGAGAAGUGAAGCUGGGUGACCUGGGACUGGGACGCUUCUUCAGCUCUAAAACCACCGCUGCUCAUUCUUUAGUGGGAACGCCGUACUACAUGUCACCAGAGAGGAUCCAUGAGAACGGAUACAACUUCAAGUCGGAUAUCUGGUCCCUGGGAUGUCUCCUGUAUGAGAUGGCAGCCCUGCAGAGUCCUUUUUAUGGGGACAAGAUGAACCUCGUGUCCCUCUGUGAGAAGAUCGAACAGUGUGAUUAUCCUCCACUUCCACCUGAUCAUUACUCUGAGAAGCUCCGGGAUCUGGUCAGCAUGUGCAUCAACCCUGAUCCGGAUCAGAGGCCGGACAUCAUCUUUGUGCAUCAGAUCGCUAAACAGAUGCACAUGUGGACUUCCAGCACCUGAACCUGGUCUCAGACCUCUUGUUGUUGCGUCAGGACAGCAGCUCAGACCUGCAGGACUGGACUGGGAGGUCUGGACCUCCACACCUGUUCCCUGAGUGAACAGACCCAAGUCGUGAGGUGUUCAGAGGGUUCAUGUGCAUUUCUGUCUCCUCCUCUUUCUGAGGAUGGAUCUGUGAGUCAUUUCUUCUUGUAGACCUCCACCGGUUCUGGACCCAGUCCACACCUGGUGUUUCAGCUGAACUUUCUGCAGCUUGUUGUUUGUUAAUAAUUCCCUCAGAUUUUACAGUUUUACAGAUUCCUGAGGAGCUCUGGCUGCCUCAUGAGACCGGAUGUGUCAUUUUUAUUUCUACCCGAAGAAAUUCAUGCAACUGAGAAGGUUUUUCACGUUUGUCUGGACUCUGUCCAGCUGAUGGACUGUCUCUGUGAGCUUUUAUGAACAUAUUAAUCGCUCUGUAAUGAUGGUCCAAGCUGGAACAUAUCCAGAGACUUUAAACACAGCUGGACUGGAUAAUAAUUCCCCAUCAGUCUCUUAAAUACUCCUUUGAGGCCUAAAUGUAGGUCAAAGGUUUCAGAACGAAAUCCAGAGAAAUUUCAGAUUAUAACACCAACAGCAGAAAAGUUGGGUCUCUGUGUAAAAUGUAAAUAAAAACAGAAUAUAAUGAAUUAUAAAUCUCAAGAGCCCUUAUUUAAUUCCCAAAGAGCAAAAACCAUAUCUCAUGGAAAAUCUGAGCUGAUGAUGGUGAAAGGUCUGGACUGCAGGCAGGCCAGUUCAGCAGCCGGACUCUUCUCCUGUGAAGCCAUGCUGCUGUGAUGGAUGCAGGAUGUGGUUCAGCAUCGUCUUGCUGAAAUCUGCAAGGUCUUCCC